Messenger RNA from Daucus carota subsp. sativus, 2080 nucleotides. RefSeq names its product F-box/kelch-repeat protein At3g23880-like. Gene Ontology annotation, molecular function: protein binding. Lineage: Eukaryota; Viridiplantae; Streptophyta; Magnoliopsida; Apiales; Apiaceae. The transcript has 3 exons. The record is from RefSeq and is a predicted model, not a curated record. The coding region runs from base 284 to 1438 and encodes 384 amino acids.
AAUACAGUUACUCAAAAUAUGAAUUGAUUGACAGAAAUCAAAAUUAAUUAAUUUUCUCUAACAGUUUCCUUGCAACUCAUGUGAGUUCUUGAGCUGACCAGACACACAUAUACAUACAACGCAUACAGACAUAAUCCUUAACAACACACAUACACAUCUCAAACUCAAAGCCACCGCCGUCGCCGUUGUACUCCGGUCGCAAUUUCUUCUUUCAAAUUCAUCAGAUUUCGUGUUAGGCCUUCGGACGUUUGGAAUCGGUUUGGAUUGUUUUUACCUUAGCUACAUGAGCAGAAUGUCGAAAAUGUCUGUGACUGAUUUACCGGAAGCUGUAAUUAUGGAAAUACUGUUGGAGCUUCCUGUGAAAACAUUGCUAAUAUGCAAGUCAGUGUGCAAGUUAUGGUAUUACAUGAUUUCAAGCGAUUACUUUAUUAAUUGUCACCUCCAGCGUGCCAUCAUUUCUUCUUGGGAUAACCCCACAUUACUUAAAAUUCAGAAUCCUGCGGGUGGUUUGGCGUUCGCUACCUCUAAAUUGGAUUUGGUUGUUCAUCAACCGCAACAGAAUAACAAGGCAGCUGACAAUGGCCAAGCUUUGUCCAGCUAUCCUGUAGACUUUGAUCAUCUGCAUUUGCCACAUCUUUUUGCCUAUUGUCGAGUUGUUGGUUCUUGCAAUGGCAUUAUUUGUCUAUCUAAUAGAUUUAAUAAUGUUGUCUACCUCUGGAAUCCGUCAAUCAGGAAGUGUAGGAAACUUCCGAUUCCAGGAGGUUUGCUUUUGAUAAAAUCUCCAGUUAAGAUAGGGUUUGGUUAUGAUUCCAUCUCAAAUGACUACAAGGUGCUUAGGAUUGUUUUUGAAAGAAAGAAUGGUCUUGUUCCGCUAGUGCAGGUGUAUUCAACAAAUGCUGAUUGUUGGAAAGAAUUCCGGACUCCUAUCUUGAUGAAUUGGAAUUUUGCUGCACACUUGCAAACUAAUAUAGUUGUAAAAGGGGUACUAUUUUUUGACGGGGGAGAUGAACUAAUCUCAUUUGAUUCACACAAGGAUAUUCUUGGACUAGUUCCAUUCCCUAGCUGUAUUUUCAGAAAGAGGUCACAACUUCUGGACUUUGAAGGUUCUGUUGCUGUUGUCUUUGAAUCCAUUGGUGAUGGAUUAGGAAUUGAUCUAUGGACAUUGGAUUCUGUUUCUGGCGAGGUGUCUUGGACAAGAAAAUUUAGUAUCGACGAUGAUGCUGAUUCAGAAUCUGAGAUAUGUCUUUCUUGUUACUUGGGUGCAGGACGAUUUUAUGGAAGUCAGUCGGUCAACGGGAUUUACUUGCAUAACGUCUUGUACGAUUAUGAUAAAAAAGAGACCAAGGUUUAUGGGGUUCGGGAAGAGAGCACUUAUGCAACUCCUCUCAAAUAUGUGGAGUCACUUGUUUCACUGGAUGGGUUUGAACAAGUGGAGUAAAAUGCGAGCUAAAUCAGUUUCUCGAAAACAAUCUGCAGAUAUCCUGUUUUUGCUGUGUGAUUCCAAGUUUCAAUUUCGGUGCAGUGCAGACAAGAACAAAAUGGAGAACCAAAAAGGUCUGUGCUAAUGAACUAACCUCCAGAGUCAAAACUAUCUUGCUGCCUGCCAACAAAGUACCAUCACUUCGUCGCAUGUUCAUUUUGAAUCACUUCAAUGUUGGUAUAGCAUUAAAAAUCCAUCUACACAUCUACACUCCCAGAAGGAACAAGAGAUAAAUCCAAGAUAAUCUGUAAGGGCAUCAUUACAUGGCUGUUUGUCAUUAUAAUAUUUGGAUUGAAGUGUCUAGUAGCUACUAGACACUUCAAUCCUUUCUAUUGCGUAGCAGUGGUUAUGACCAAGCGAGAUGUAAUUUGUUGCUAAUACAUAGCAGAAGCCAGAAGACUUUAUACUGUUUACUAUGACAUUUAGUGAGUAUUAUGGAAGAAUAUGGCAUGAACGAUUGUCGUUCAUGUAAUGCAUAAAAUAGGUAUGUAUUAGAUAUAAGGGAACCAGAAAGAACAAAUAACAGGUUAGUUACAAGUUCUCAGAGUGAUUUUGUUAUCAUAAUCGAGCAUGAAGUUAUAGCAUGCAAUUUUACAAGUU